AUGCAAACAAUUACCGUUGAUGCCCUAAUAUGUGGCGGAGGCAUGUCAGGCCUCGCCUGUGCCUCUUUCGCCGCGUCCUCAGGGGCUAAGGUUCUCGUUGUAGAGAAGCAGUCCACCGUGGGCGGGUCAUCCAAUUACUCCGCCGGGAUGUUUUGGGGCCCUAAGUCCUACUCGAGUCUGCGCUCAUGGGUACCAUGGGGAGAUCCCGAUCUCCAAGCGGCCUGGAUGCAAGAUUACCUCCCAGCCGUACAAUGGAUGCGGGAAAAUGGUGUCCCAGUGGCGCAGAGGUUCGAUGGAAUUAUGACAAUUGGCAUGCCAUUCUUCUUCUUGCAGCGAAAACGCAUCAGGGAUAGCAAUACCGGCUCACAAAUAUUCACCGACACCGCAGUGGUGAAGCUUCUGCAGGAGGUGCCGGGUGUCCCUGGGUCGCGCGUUAUAGGGGCCGUAAUCCGUCGCGCGGAUGGUACACACUACGAAGUUCGAGCGAAGCGGGUUGUCCUAGCUACUGGAGGAUUUCAAGGUAACCCCAAGCUUCUGUCCGUGCACCUGGGCCAGCACGCAGACGAUAUGUUUGUGCGAUCCAACAAGGGAUCAGUUGGGGACGGGUUGACCCUGGGUACACAAGUAGGGGCAGGUAGCAGUCGUGGGAUGAGUACCUUUUAUGGCCACUUACUCGCGGCACCUUUGCAAACUGAGAAGGUCAACCCACGGGACUAUUUGCCGUUGGCACAAUAUCAAAGCAAACAUUGCCUACUUCUCAACGAGAGCGGUCGCAGGUUUGCAGAUGAGACGACCGGCGACGAGAUUAUCAAUCAGUAUCUCGCGAAGCAAGAGAAACGGCGAGGAUUUCUUCUAUUCAACGAACGCACUCGGACUCAGCACUGCAUCUCUGCGCCCUUCCCGAACGCGGGCGAGAUCGACCGUCUGGCCAAAGCGCAGGAGCACGGUUGCCGUGUCGGUAGUGCACCGACAAUCAACGGGCUGGUCGAAAUUCUCACACAGUGGGGAGUGAAUGGUGCACAAGCUCGAAAGACAAUCAAACAGUAUGAUCAAGCCAUUCGGCUAGGUGAUUCGACUGUGGCGUUGGAUGCCCCUGUCGGUGCGGGUGGAAACCCUCCAGUCCCGUUGGUGGAGGGCGACGGGCCCUUCUUUUGCAUGGAAGUGCAGCCAUCGAUCACUUUCACGUACGGCGGCAUUAGAAUCGACUCCAAGGGCCGCGCGCUGACGACUGAUGGUAAUCCCAUCCCCGGGCUUUUGGUCGCAGGAGUCGAUGGCGGAGGAUUUAGUAAUCUCGGAUAUGCGGGCGGGUUGGCUCUUGCCUUCGUGACGGGCUUUUGGGCUGCGAAGGCGAUUGCGAUGGAGUUGAAUCUACCGGUUCCUAGCCUGCCGGCUGCAGAUGCACGGGAUGCGGUACAUCGGGAAAUUGGACUGGGAAGUAAACUAUAG
Messenger RNA from Aspergillus niger, 1446 nucleotides. RefSeq lists its product as uncharacterized. The record is from RefSeq and is a predicted model, not a curated record. NCBI's taxonomy places the organism in Eukaryota, Fungi, Ascomycota, Eurotiomycetes, Eurotiales, Aspergillaceae. The transcript has 6 exons. Bases 1 to 1446 code for a protein of 481 amino acids.